AUGAAUAAUAAAAGAUCGACAAUUGAGGAUGCUAUGAGAGCUGAAAAAAUAAACUUGAAUCCUUAUUAAGCGUAAUAAUAAGGCAACAAUCAAAAUUAUUAUGGUUACAAUUAAAAUAUGAAUUACAGAUUCCAAAGCAAUCUUCCAGUUCAAUAUAAUUAAUAUUAUCAAUAUGGUUAUUAAGGAUUUGUAAAUUAAUGUAAAUUAUGAUAUAUUAUUAUUAUAUAGAGCCAAUAAUGCAAAAUAACAUGUAUCUACAAUAAUAAUAAUAAUACAUGAAUUAAUAAAAUAGAUUUCCUCCUUAAUAAUAGUUGUGUAAUACCUAAUAAUAAAUACGAUAAUAAUAAUUUUAACAACAAUAACUUGAGUAAUAAUAGAUUUAAUCAAAAUAAGAAUAAUAAUAAAAAAUAUAAAUAGAAAUAAAUAAUGAUCAUUAAUUUUUACCUCCAGUAAAUAUUUCAGAAUUGGAUUAACCAACAAGAUGGGAAAGUGAAUUAAAAGUUUAUUCAUAUAUGUAUAGAAAAUUAAAUAUUGAGAUGCCUAAUUUAGUUAGUAUAAUAAUUUUAAAAUAAAAUAGGCGCUAGAUUUUGCAAUUCUAGAGAAGUGUUUAAUGAAUAAUCAUCUAUAAAUGUAAAAUAGUAUGUUGAGAGAGCAUUCAAUAAAUGUUAAUCAGAUGAUGAAAGAAAUAUAAUGGAACAAUAUUUAAAAGCUACAAUAGGUGAGGCUAAAAGAAAAAAUGAAUAUAAUAUAAGAGAUUGGUCUAAAUUUCCUUUGCCAACACUUCCAAGAGAGAAUUAAAUACGUACAUAGUCGUUAUAUUAAACAAAUUAACAAAUUAAAUAAGGCAAAGCUAUGGUGUUGUCAUCAUUAGGUUAAACUAGUAAAUUUGGGGCACCUAGUUAAGCUCAACCUUCUGGACCAGCUUAAAGUAAUGGUUCUUAAUAAUAGAAAUUAAAGCAUCUACUAAUUUGAAAAA
This is a messenger RNA of Paramecium sonneborni, 976 nucleotides long. NCBI's taxonomy places the organism in Eukaryota, Ciliophora, Oligohymenophorea, Peniculida, Parameciidae. The record is from the annotation of a GenBank genome assembly.